This is a messenger RNA of Melitaea cinxia (Glanville fritillary), 786 nucleotides long. Its product is annotated as extensin-like. Bases 1 to 786 code for a protein of 261 amino acids. The record is from RefSeq and is a predicted model, not a curated record. The transcript has 12 exons. Lineage: Eukaryota; Metazoa; Arthropoda; Insecta; Lepidoptera; Nymphalidae.
AUGCGGGCCGUGCACCGCCACCGCGGGCCCGUGCCGCCGCUGCCCCGGCCCGCCGCCGUGCGCCACAUGCGGGCCGUGCACCGCCACCGCGGGCCCGUGCCGCCGCUGCCCCGGCCCGCCGCCGUGCGCCACAUGCGGGCCGUGCACCGCCACCGCGGGCCCGUGCCGCCGCUGCCCCGGCCCGCCGCCGUGCGCCACAUGCGGGCCGUGCACCGCCACCGCGGGCCCGUGCCGCCGCUGCCCCGGCCCGCCGCCGUGCGCCACAUGCGGGCCGUGCACCGCCACCGCGGGCCCGUGCCGCCGCUGCCCCGGCCCGCCGCCGUGCGCCACAUGCGGGCCGUGCACCGCCACCGCGGGCCCGUGCCGCCGCUGCCCCGGCCCGCCGCCGUGCGCCACAUGCGGGCCGUGCACCGCCACCGCGGGCCCGUGCCGCCGCUGCCCCGGCCCGCCGCCGUGCGCCACAUGCGGGCCGUGCACCGCCACCGCGGGCCCGUGCCGCCGCUGCCCCGGCCCGCCGCCGUGCGCCACAUGCGGGCCGUGCACCGCCACCGCGGGCCCGUGCCGCCGCUGCCCCGGCCCGCCGCCGUGCGCCACAUGCGGGCCGUGCACCGCCACCGCGGGCCCGUGCCGCCGCUGCCCCGGCCCGCCGCCGUGCGCCACAUGCGGGCCGUGCACCGCCACCGCGGGCCCGUGCCGCCGCUGCCCCGGCCCGCCGCCGUGCGCCACAUGCGGGCCGUGCACCGCCACCGCGGGCCCGUGCCGCCGCUGCCGUACAUCGACACAUAA